Messenger RNA from Dufourea novaeangliae, 4073 nucleotides. RefSeq names its product nodal modulator 3. Bases 57 to 3632 code for a protein of 1191 amino acids. The transcript has 14 exons. Gene Ontology annotation, cellular component: endoplasmic reticulum membrane. NCBI's taxonomy places the organism in Eukaryota, Metazoa, Arthropoda, Insecta, Hymenoptera, Halictidae. The record is from RefSeq and is a predicted model, not a curated record. Gene Ontology annotation, molecular function: carbohydrate binding.
UGCGAUCGCAUGUCGCGUGGAACGUGAAGUCGUUCCGUUAAGCUUAUCGGUUUUCGAUGGAUAUGAAAAUACAUGGAUUUUGCUCGAAAACGUCAAGUAUGAAACGAACGAUUGCUCUGUAUUUAAUUAAUGUAUACAUAUCGUUAGCGUUUUGCAAUGCUGAAGAUAUUCUAGGAUGCGGAGGAUUUUUGAAAAGUCAUGCCGAUAUCGAUUUUGCAAAAGUUCAGAUAAAAUUGUACACAAAAGCUGGAAGUCUCAAGGAUUCCACAGAGUGUGCUCCAAACAAUGGAUAUUAUUUUCUUCCUUUGUACGAUAAAGGAGAGUAUGUGCUAAAGGUGGAUCCACCCAGAGGAUGGAGCUUUGACCCUAUGGAAGUCUUAUUGAACGUGGAUGGAGCUACCGAUGCUUGCAGUCAAGGCAAAGAUAUUAAUUUUACCUUCAAAGGCUUUGGCAUCACUGGCAGGGUUAGUGGCUUGGGAUCGCAUAUCGGACCCAAAGAUGUGUCCGUUGCCUUGUAUAAUGAGGGUAGUGAGAAAGUUCCCGUUGGAACAACGACUACCGCGGAAGGAGGCACGUUUUAUUUCACACCUGUACAGCCUGGAAAUUACAUACUAGUCGCGUCACAUCCACGCUGGACAAUGGAGAAGGACACUGUCAAAGUGACGGUGCGUGAAGGCAACACGGAGCUUCGGGACGAUAGCCUAGUAGUUUUUGGGUACGAUGUGAGCGGUCGAGUAACCAGUGAAGAAGAACCUGUUAGCGGCGUGACGUUUAUCCUGUUUGGGACUGGAGCGGCCAAGAAUUGCGCAACCACGACCAUUAACAAAGAGCUUCUGUCCAAGAACCCGAUUUGUCACGUUGUCUCGGACAAAACUGGCAAGUUCGUGUUUCCGAGCGUGUCAAUCGGAGAAUAUAAAUUAAUCCCAUACUACGCCGGUGGUCAAACCAAAUUCGAUGUUCAACCAUCCGAGCUCUCGUUCAGAGUGGAUGACAACAGCAUCACAUUGCGUCCAGGAUUCAAAGUAACAGGCUUUACGGUGAGCGGAUUCGUUCGUACGGCUAUCGACGGAGAUCCACUGCCGGGAGCGAAGAUCUUAUUGGCGCAAAAAGAAGUCACGACGACUGAUGCGAACGGGAAGUAUGUGCUGGACAACAUGAAGGCUGGCCAGUAUCUCGUGAAAGCAGAAGCUGACAAUGUACUUUUUACCGAAAAAUCGGUCAAGAUCUCGCCGAGUUCCUCAGAACUUCCGGUUUUAACACCGUCGGCCUAUAAAGUUUGCGGGAAAGUCACGUUGUCGGCGAAAGGGACGUUACACCAUCGAAAAGUUUCCGCGCAGAACACUGCCGCCACCUUCGAUAAAGAAAUCGAAACUGACCCGAAAACCGGAGAAUUCUGUACCUAUCUCGGGCGUGACAGAUAUCAGUUGAGCGUGGUCGUCAGCUCGGAGGAAAGGGACAAGGGCUUGCAAUUUUUUCCUUUGCAACAGACGAUCGACGUAUCGUCUCGACCGGUACGCGACGUGAACUUUUUGCAGCUGAAGGCGACUUUAACGGGUACGGUAAAAUGUCUGCCGGGAACCGAUUGCAGCCACGCUUCCGCUACUCUGAAAAUACUCGACGGUAUUACGAUAAAGACGAUACAGUCGAAGGAUGGCCAGUAUCAGUUUACGGACGUGUUACCCGGUCAUUACGAGGUGCUGAUAGACAACGAUGUCUUCUGUUGGGAGCAUUCCAGUUACAGGAUAUCGGUAACCUCGGAACGCGCUGAAGUGCCGACAUUUGUACAGACCGGAUUUUCCGUUACUUUCAUUUCGUCCCACGACACAGCGGUGGUAUAUUCGGAGCCCGGCGAUUUGACGAGACUAACUUUAGUUUUGAACAAAGGAAGUACAAAGCAUUGCGUGUCCAAGCCAGGAGCGUACGCUUUCACGCCGAAAGGUUGUCACGUUUACGAACGAUCGUCCUACGCGUGGGACACCAGCAGUCUUUCCCCUGUCUUAUUGCACUCUACCGAACACACUCACAAGGGAAGCAUUCAGAGUGUUGGCUCGUUAAACGAUGUUAAAGUAAACAUUGAAAACGCUGGCGACGUUACCACAUUGGGUCCAUUGAAACCCGUGCAACAGGGUAGUUUCUACAAAUAUGAGUUCGAGUUCAAGGCGAGGACUGACAACAUCUAUGUGAUAACACCGUUGUCGGACAUACUGCUGUUUAGUCCUCCGUCGCUGAAAGUUCUGGCCGUAAACGAUUGCCAAAACGAUGUCGCUUCGUUUGUCGGUGACUUGGGAAAGAUUAUUGCAGGGCAAAUCAGUCCAGCCUUGGAAGGUGUUAGCGUGCAGAUAUUCGGAAGCGACAGAACUUCCCCGGUGCACACGUUAGUCACGCAAAAAGAUGGAACAUACAGUGUCGGUCCUUUGGAUGGAAAAGUUGAUUACAGUGUAACCGCAGAGAAAGAGGGAUAUGUCAUUACUGGGCCAGAUUCCAGCGGAGUAUUUUUGGCGCACAAGCUGGCCGAGAUUAUCGUUCAAGUUUCCGACAAAGCUGACAACGCAUCGCUACAGGGUGUCCUUCUCUCUCUGUCCGGCGGACAAAGUUAUCGAAAGAACAGCGUGACCGGCGAGGACGGAAAAUUAAUUUUUAAUUCCUUGUCCCCCGGGGAGUAUUAUUUGAGACCGAUGAUGAAGGAAUAUCGUUUCUAUCCGCCGUCGAAGAUGAUCCAAGUGACGGAAGGUGCGACCGUGCAGGUGGAGUUGUUGGGUAGAAGAGUCGCGUUCAGUGCCUAUGGAUCCGUAAUAUCGUUGAACGGGAAGCCGGAAGCUGGCUUACUCGUGGAGGUUCAAGGACAGGGUGAUUGUAGCAAUCUCCAGGAAGAAGCGACCACCGAGGAGAACGGAAACUUCCGAAUCAGAGGACUUCAACCGAUGUGUACAUACGCGUUUCGAUUGAAACCCGACGCAGAGGUUAACGCAUACAUCCACCGCACCAGCCCCCACUCUAUAACGGUGCAGACCUCGCAAGACGUUCACGGUCUUCGAUUGAUCGCGUUUCACCCACUAUUGCGCACCGACGUGUCCGUCCACGUUGUAUCCGUGCAUCCGGAACAUUAUCGAACGUUAAAAGUGAAGCUCUGUAGAGAGGACAUGCCCGACUCUCCGAUUCAUUCGAGCAAACUGGACGCUCAGCCAUUGAACAAAAUCGGGAAUAAUUAUAACGCCGGUUUUCUCGUGCAUCUGCCGCCGUUGCAAGCCGAUGGAAAAAAGUACUUCGUACAACUGGAGUCCUCUCUGCCGCAAACGAUGCACAAGUACAGAACCGUGCCGUUUUAUUUCGAGGCGAACUCGUCGUUCAAGCACGUCAAGCUGACGUUUAACGCCGAACGAAAAGUCGACUCGAGCGACAUGAGUCAAACGUCCGUGAUCGCGUUGCCGUUUAUUAUGCUGGUCGCGUUCGCGUUUCUCAACCGCGAGAAGAUCUGGACUUGGUUGAACGCGUCGAUCGAAAGACGGUCGAAACCGUCUCCGAGCUCGAGGACCUCGAUACAGGCUGUCCCCAUCGAUCCGAGAGCGGACGACAUCAUUGUCGAGCAUAUAAUGAACAUUAACAAGAGAAAAAUGAAGCCGCGUAAGACGUAAUCGAUCGUUCCUUACUCUACUACUAUACUAUAUACUAUACUUACUACUAUACAAAGACCGUUUUUUAGAGAUCGACGGCGUCCAAACGCUCCAUAAACACAAGCCAAACUCACGGUGUACAUAUCGCGAAGAAAAUGUACGGACUCCUCUCGAUUAUUGUGUGACUUGGUCUACACGAUUAUUGUCCCGGCGCGGUCCUGACUUCAGGACGAUAAUCGAGAGGCGUCUGUAUCGGACGAUUUUGCAUUUGAACAACAGACAGUACAAAACGAACGGAAUCGAGCGCACGAUUGUGUUCUCCGAACCAUUGUGUUCUGAACGAAUCGUUGUGCAAUUCUCUUAGAAUACUAUUAUAUUAAUUAUUUCACGCGAAUGAAUGCAAUACGAAUACGUUCUUGUAUAUCUUUUAUUCGACCGUUAAUUAAAGGUUGAAACGUUGAA